CACACCUGCCCUGCUGAUAGUCCACACAACAUUCUGCAGCUCAACCACAGUCAGCCAUCAAUCUUCGAGUCAGGCUGUGAUUAUCGCGGAGACGGAUCGUGGAUCACUUCGCUCGCUUGUUGCCCACCUUGCGGAAAAUCAUUCCCCCACACGGGCGUCUCGCCUGCCCUUGCAUGCGUAGCGUUGUGCCGGAGUCAUGUCAGCCCCUAUGGAAAUGAAGGCGCAAAAAGUUCGACAGACUACAUAGCCGUCUCUCCUGCAUGACGAGUUUCGAGUUGGGCUCUUGUUCUACAUCACAUUUCUGCCGACAAUCAUGGCGCGAGCAGACCGGUCCGGCGAGUUCACUGGUGUCUUGGGUUUCUUCAUCUGUAUCUGCACCCUGCUGGUACUGCUGCGAGUCUACUGCAAGCUGGUCAUCGUGAAGAACUUCGCCGCCGAUGACUACUUCUCUGUCCUUACCCUGGUAUCCUUCUUGGUCUUUUGUACCCUUGCGUUGCUGGGCAUCCAAAAUGGAACCGGAAAGCGACGAUAUCUCAUUCCGGACGAAAAGUAUCCCAACGGCAUGAAGUGGUGGUGGUCUUGCGAACCUACCUACGUUGCUACGAACAUCUUCCUCAAAUCCAGCAUCGGCAUCUUCCUCCUCCGUAUUGCCGUGGACAGAACUCACCGCAUAAUCCUUUGGGCCGCCCUGAUCAUCAUCCAAGUAUACAGCGUGUACUUCUUCUUCCUCUUCACCUUCCAAUGCUGGCCUGUUUCGUUCUUCUGGGAACAGUUUCGCGGAGGCAAAGGCCAUUGCAUCCCCUCGAAGCUCGUUGUAAACUCCUUCUACGGCUAUUCUGCACUAUCGUGUGCCACCGAUUGGACCUUCAGUAUUGUUCCAAUCUUCAUCGUGCACAAGUUGCAGAUGAAUUCGAAAAAGAAGAUCACCGUGGCUGUGGUACUGGCUUUCUGCGCCAUCGGUUCCACGGCAACAAUCGUCCGCAUUCCCUUCAUACACGGACUCAACGACAUCCCCGACUUCCUCUAUUCCACCAUAGACGUCGCCAUAUGGUCUACUUGCGAAACCGGCAUCGGCCUUGCCACCUCCGCGGCCGCCACUCUCCGCCCCUUGCUCCGCCAGGUGUUCGGCGACAUGUCAACGCAUGACAGCACCUCUCGAAAGCACUCGCGCAUGUGGAACUCGGGCCACCCGUCACGAUCAGGGUACCUGGAAACGUCCAGCAAGCAUGGCGAACACGACAUCCAGCUCACUGACCAAGACUCGAAACACCACAAUGUCCAAGUUGUCGGUGGAGGUGGAUCGAGUCCGAGCGGAAGUACGAUUGGGUUGAACAAAGAUUGGGACCAGGACAAGGACAGUUGGCCGGCCGAUGGGGGUGCGGCGGGCCACAAGGGGAUCAUGAAGACAGUGAAGAUCACACAGCUCUAGAACAGGGCCAUCUUGCGGAAGUGGAAAUAAAAAAAAACUCUCUUUCGAAACGGCCGUGGUAUAGACAUCUAUCACGAUUCUUUCUCCAG
Molecule: messenger RNA, 1518 nt
Organism: Paraphaeosphaeria sporulosa
Lineage: Eukaryota; Fungi; Ascomycota; Dothideomycetes; Pleosporales; Didymosphaeriaceae
Exons: 3
Coding region: 314-1429 (371 amino acids)
Source: RefSeq, a predicted model, not a curated record